Molecule: messenger RNA, 5760 nt
Organism: Acanthopagrus latus (yellowfin seabream)
Lineage: Eukaryota; Metazoa; Chordata; Actinopteri; Spariformes; Sparidae
Product: paired amphipathic helix protein Sin3a-like
Exons: 20
Coding region: 1-3924 (1307 amino acids)
Biological process (GO): negative regulation of transcription by RNA polymerase II
Cellular component (GO): chromatin
Molecular function (GO): transcription corepressor activity
Source: RefSeq, a predicted model, not a curated record
AUGAAGAGGCGUGUGGAGGACCCAGAACUAGUAUUUUCACCCCAGCAGCAGCAGUCACGACGACCUCCAGUUCAAGGAACUGCAGACAGCUUCCAGCACCGGGCCCUUGCCCCAGCCCCGACUGUGAUAGAGGCAUCUGUAGACAACAUGCAGCCAUCCACCGGCAUCCAGUAUUCUCUCCCACAAGGCUACCAGGUCCCUACAAUGCCCCAGAAUACAGGUGGACAUGGGCACGGACAUAAUGCAGCACCUCAUGUUGGUCCGCACGCACACAGCCUAGCAGUUCAGGGCCAGGGCCCAGCAGUGGUCCAAGGUCACGUUCAUCCACCCACAGCUAUGACUUCAACCCAAGGACAGCAACAGUUUCAGCGUCUGAAGGUUGAAGACGCGUUGUCCUAUCUGGAUCAAGUGAAGCUGCAGUUUGGGAAUCAGCCGCAAGUUUAUAAUGAUUUCCUUGAUAUUAUGAAAGAGUUCAAGUCUCAGAGCAUCGACACUCCUGGAGUCAUCAACCGUGUGUCGCAGCUCUUCAAGGGCCACCCAGACCUCAUUAUGGGUUUUAACACAUUCUUGCCACCCGGAUAUAAGAUCGAGGUUCAAACCAACGAUCUAGUGAACGUGACCACGCCUGGUCAGAUCCACUACAUCACCCCUCAUGGUAUAUCUGUUCAUAACAUCCCUGUAAGUGGAGCAUCCAGCCAACCUGCAAGCCAACCCCAGCACCAGAGUCUGCCACAGGCUGGUCCGCACACGACCACCACAACUACCACGGCCGCCGCCACCAUUACCCCAACCACCACCACCACCACUCCAACCAUACCCACCCAACCUGCUCCGAAUAAAACCAGCAAGCCAAUUCAGUCUCCAGCCCAUACACCCACCAGCCAGCCCAACCCAUCCAUCCCCUCCUACGCCUCACCACGUUCACCUUCCGUUCAGUCCCACACUCCUGUGAGCAGCACGCCGUCCGGUGGGCCCGCUCUCCAGAACAACCAGCCGGUGGAGUUCAACCAUGCUAUAAAUUAUGUCAACAAGAUCAAGAACCGUUUCCAGGGUCAGCCAGACAUCUACAAAGCCUUCUUGGAAAUCCUACACACAUACCAGAAGGAACAGCGAAAUGCUAAAGAGGCAGGAGGCAACUACACCCCGGCACUGACGGAGCAGGAGGUCUACACUCAGGUGGCAAGACUCUUCAAAAACCAGGAGGACUUACUCUCAGAGUUCGGACAGUUCCUGCCCGAUGCAAACAGCUCGAUGUUGCUGGGCAAGGCUACACCAGACAGGGCAGAGUCAGUGCGUAAUGAUCACGGUGGCACAGUAAAGAGACCCUUACUGAACAACAAGCAGAGGCUUAGCCAGAAUGGCCUGCCAAUCAGGAGACCCACAGGAGUGGGAGCCACACCACCUGUCAAGAAAAAACCCAAAGUAAUGGGGAAAGACCACGGCAUGAGUGAAGUCGGCAAACACAGCACCAGCACUGAAACAAUGUUUUUUGAGAAGGUGAGAAAGGCUCUUAGGAGCUCUGAGGCCUAUGACAACUUCCUGCGGUGUCUUCACAUUUUCAACCAGGAAGUAAUUUCUCGUGCCGAGCUGGUGCAGCUUGUCAUCCCAUUUCUUGCAAAAUUCCCGGAGCUUUUCACAUGGUUUAAAAACUUCCUUGGCUACCGAGAGUCGAGCCACGGGGAGUCGAGCCACGCAGAGAGUUUACCUAAGGAGCGUGCAACAGAGGGCAUCGCCAUGGAGAUUGACUACGCUUCCUGCAAGAGGCUGGGGUCCAGCUACAGAGCACUCCCAAAGAGCUACCAGCAGCCCAAGUGCACCGGCAGGACUCCGUUGUGCAGAGAGGUCCUGAAUGACACAUGGGUGUCGUUCCCAUCGUGGUCAGAGGAUUCUACAUUUGUGAGCUCCAAGAAGACUCAAUAUGAGGAGCACAUCUACAGAUGUGAGGAUGAGCGCUUUGAGCUGGAUGUUGUGUUAGAAGCUAACCUUGCCACGAUACGAGCCCUGGAGACUGUGCAGCGGAGGCUGUCUCGCAUGUCGGCUGAGGAGCAGCUGCGCUUCAAGCUUGACAACACAAUGGGCGGCUCCUCAGAGGUCAUUCACCGCAAAGCUAUCCAGAGGAUAUAUGGAGACAAGGCUCACGACAUCAUCGACGGGCUCAAGAGGAACCCAGCGGUGUCUGUCCCCAUAGUGCUGAAAAGAUUAAAAAUGAAGGAUGAGGAGUGGAGAGAAGCUCAAAGAGGCUUCAACAAAAUCUGGCGGGAGCAAAAUGAAAAGUAUUAUCUGAAGUCUCUCGACCAUCAAGGCAUCAACUUCAAGCAGAACGACACCAAAGUGCUGCGCUCAAAGACCUUACUGAAUGAAAUCGAGAUGCUCUAUGAUGAUCGCCAGGAGCGAUCGUCAGAGGAAGCUGCCACACUGCCACUAAGUGGCCCACACAUGACCCUGACCUAUGAUGACAGCCAAAUCCUGGAGGACGCGGCUGCCCUCAUCAUUCACCAUGUCAAAAGACAGGUGGGAAUCCAGAAAGAAGACAAGUACAAGAUUAAACAGAUCAUCCACCACUUCAUCCCUGACCUGCUGUUUGCACGGCGAGGUGAGCUCUCUGAUGUGGAGGAGGAUGAAGAAGAGGAGGAAGAAGACAUGGAAAUGGAUCCAGAUGGCCCCAAGAAGCACAACGGCCUGCCAGGAAGCAGCCCGUCAAAGUCCAAGCUCCUCUUCAGCAACACGGCAGCUCAGAAGCUGCGAGGCACGGAUGAUGCCUAUAACUUGUUGUUUGUGAACAACUACUGGUAUAUCUUCCUUCGUCUUCACCACAUUCUCUGUUCUCGUUUGCUAAAAAUUUACGGGCAAGCUGAGAAGCAGAUUGAGGAGGAUGCCCGUGAACAAGAGUGGGAAAGAGAGGUGUUGGGGCUCAAGAGAGAGAAGAAUGAAAACCCAGCGAUCCAACUGAAGAUGAGAGAGCCAAUGGAUGUUGAUGUGGAGGACUAUUACUCAGUGUUUCUGGAAAUGGUGCGUAAUCUUUUGGAUGGAAAUAUGGAGCCAGCUCAGUACGAAGACUCCCUGAGGGAAAUGUUUACCAUCCAUGCCUACAUUGCCUUCACCAUGGACAAACUCAUCCAAAGCAUUGUUCGACAGCUCCAACACCUUGUCACAGAUGAUGUCUGUGUGCGUGUGACGGACAUGUACCUCAGCGAAUGUGCCAAUAAAGCCACUGGGGGCACAUUGUCCACACAGUCAUCCAGGGCCACAGCUGAGGGCGCCUACCAGCGCAAAUCAGAGCAGCUUAUGUCAGAUGAGAACUGCUUCAAGUUGAUGUUUGCAAAGAGCCAAGGAUCGGUCAGUCUGGCUAUGGAGCUGCUGGACACAGAAGAGGAGAACUCUGAUGAGCCAGCGGAGGCAGAGAGGUGGUCGGACUAUGUGGGGAGAUACCUGAACUCAGAUUCUGCAUCUCCAGAGCUGCGAGAGCAUCUCACCCAGAAGCCGGUGUUCCUCCCCAGGAAUUUGCGACGAAUAAGGAAGUGCCAGCGAGGAUGGGAGCAACUGCAGCAGGACAGGAUGAACAAGGGCCCCUCAGACAAGUCGCAGGACGACAGCAGUGAGCUAAAGAUGGAGUGCAUGUUCAAGCUCAACUCCUACAAGAUGGUCUAUGUCUGCAAGUCAGAGGACUACAUGUACAGGCACACUGCACUCACACGGGCUCAUCAGUCCCAGCAGCGGGUCAAUACACGCCUGCACAGACGCUUCCAGGCCUGGCUGGACACCUGGGCCAAAGAGCAUGUGACCAGCGACAUGGCUGUCGACAACCAGAAGUGGCUGAUGGGAGUUGAACGAGAAGGCAUGUUGUCCUGCACUACCACCUGCAGCCCGGAGGUCCUCCAUUAUCUCAACAUUAACAAGUACCGGGUGAAGUACAGAACACUGUAGUCGCUCUGCAGGAUGAUAAACUGUGGCCGUCUUCACACGACAAGCUGCCAGUGAUGACUUCACACACACAGUAGCGCCAUGUGGAGUUUUCCAAACUGCUUUUGCCAGAUUCAGUUGACUGAAAAUCUUUAAGGUUGUUAAUCCACAAUUUAAAUGGGAUGUAAGCUGUCCACUCUUUGUGAAUGUGCCGGAACUGAUUCAGGAACUUUUGUCCUAACUUUCAAGCUUUUACUGCAAUAUCAAAUAUAUAUGAAUAAAUAUAUAUGAAUAUAUGAAAUGCAGACUUUUACACACAAUUUAAUAUACCGAGAAACCACUCCUCACUGCAUCUUCUCUUUGGAUCAGUCUACAGUUUAAACCUGGUCAAAGCAGUCAAGCAUUUCGUAACUUAACCUCAGAAACUCUACAGUGAAGUCAAAGUGUUUUUAGGGCCACGUCACCAUUUUACAGGAAUCCAAACAAACAACCUCAGUUGUUCUCUUUAGUAAGAACAAGCACCUGUUACUUCUGUUUGAAAUGUGUGUUGUUGAACUUUGAGCUGUAAACUUGUGUAGCCUGUGAAUGUUUCCCUUUUUGCUGGUGAAGGUGCAAUAAGGCACUCUAACAGUAUGAAUAUGUAUACUCAACAUCUCUGGCGAGUGCUGAGUAGUUGCUUGGUGUCAAUACAAUGCCAGCAGUGUGUAUCGAGGACAAUAAUAUAUGACCGCCCAAACACUUUGUGUAAAUAUGUUGUUUAUAUCUAGAUUUUUUUUUUUUUUUUUUUUAUCAGAUGUUAUUGAUGUGUAGCGAACAUUAACACACACAUAGUGUCAGUCUUUAGUUAGAGGUUGCAGAGAAGUUUAUUAAGAAAAUGCAAAAUUGUAACUUUUUUACCAAAGGAUGUUCUAUAGAGCUCUUUCUCCCUUUUGGUCCGUUGUGUUGUCUUCAUUCAGUAGGAACAAAUGACCCAUUUUAUAUAAAAGCCCUUUCUGCGCAUUUCUACCUUCAGUUUUUGACAUGAUUUUCACUCGUGGUUUUAAGAUGAUUGAAUGUAGCUGAGCAGCAAUCUCUCCUUUUGGAAAGUACAGUCUGUGUCCCUUUUUUCAAUACUGCAGUCUUAACAGUACUAUUAACUUUUUGUUGUAUUUUAACUUUACCAAAUGGUUAGAAUCUGUACGACAGCUUUGUGGUCUCACCUAUAAAAACUGUACAUAAGUUGUGUUUAUUUUUAUGCCCAGUGCUGCCAACAAACACUGACUGAUGUACAGUCUAUACGUGAUGUCAGCCGUGUGACUUGUGUACAGUUCAAGGAUGAUGAAAACAAACAAGCAAUAAUUCUCUCAGUCGCAGUUUUAUCAGUUUGUAUUUGCAGCUGAAAUACAAAUGUGAAUGUUGUAUUCCCUUAAAACAGGGAUGUAAGCUAAGGAUGUCUAUUGCCUUUUCCUCUAUAAACUUUGCGUAUUGAUGCUGGGUUUGUGGAUUUAGCAGGACAGGUCAGAUUGGAAGGCAUCCGUAAUACUCGACAUACGAGCAACAGGCUUUUCAUUACGUUACAGAAAUGUAUGCAGCCAAGAGAAGCUGUCUGACAAAAUUUCAUCCAUUUACAUAUUUCUGAUCUGCAUCAAAGGUGAUGGUCAGUAACCUACCAGCUACAGACAAUCUUGGAACAGUUUUAUUAUCUGGGUUUUUAUUUUUAUAUUUAGUGUGUUUAAUAAAGAACACCACCGGAUGUCCCGCGGAGCUGAUUGUACAUAAAGACAUGGUUUGUACCUUGUUUAUUGUCUCUUCUCUUGACUUUUCUGAUGUUGUACAUGAGUGUUAGUAUGGUGUUUGGCAUUAAACUAUCCUUUGAAUAGA